Molecule: messenger RNA, 354 nt
Organism: Sparassis crispa
Lineage: Eukaryota; Fungi; Basidiomycota; Agaricomycetes; Polyporales; Sparassidaceae
Exons: 1
Coding region: 1-354 (117 amino acids)
Source: RefSeq, a predicted model, not a curated record
AUGCUUUUUGAACAGCUUGAACAACAACACGCUCAGCCAACACGACCACAGAUUCGAGCGGUCGACCUCACUGUGCCUUCGCCCCCCGCUCGCUAUCCUCCAUUAGCCCGAGCCACGACAGAGAGAUUCUACGCGCUGGGAUGGAAGAUUUCAGAAGAAUGGUUGAAGGACUUCGCCCGCCGAACGUGCUCUAAAGCUCGAAUCAAGCACACACAUAGUCUAAUCGUUCUCGGACUCGUGAUGCUGAAGCGGUACGCGAAGUAUGAACACAUGAACUGCUUCGUCGUGAUACCCGACAACGUCCCACUCACUGCUACCGGUGACGACUCGACCCAACCUAUCCUCGCAAUAUAG